Messenger RNA from Lethenteron reissneri (Far Eastern brook lamprey), 8159 nucleotides. Its product is annotated as membrane-associated phosphatidylinositol transfer protein 2-like. NCBI's taxonomy places the organism in Eukaryota, Metazoa, Chordata, Hyperoartia, Petromyzontiformes, Petromyzontidae. Gene Ontology annotation, biological process: phospholipid transport. Gene Ontology annotation, molecular function: phosphatidylcholine intramembrane carrier activity; metal ion binding; phosphatidylinositol transfer activity. The record is from RefSeq and is a predicted model, not a curated record. Gene Ontology annotation, cellular component: cytoplasm.
ACCAAUUCUGUGUACGUUAUAAAUGGGACGUUAUUUUAUUAUUUUCAUCACGAGCCGGUGUGUGCGGCUCGGGAGAAAAUGACACGAUUCUAGAGCGUGUGGAAUUGGACGUGCGAGAGGCUCGUGACAGUGGCUGGCGGCGAGGACGAGCAGCAGGUCGCUGUGUGACGGCGUGGGGGGGUUGGCUUGGGGUCAACGUGGCUCGCACUGCGUUCCGUUGAGACGGUGUUUCGGUUUGAGUUCAUGCCAGGCGGCCUUACUACGGGGUGAAGACUGUCCUUGCCGGACACUGAGCCUCGAGCAGACGUCGUCCUAAUCGCGGUUUGGUCCAGGCGGUGCCUGAGCGUGCGUGCGUGCGUUCGCGCGCAUUCUCGCUCGUCUGCUCGCCAGAGAAGAUGCUCAUCAAGGAGUACCGCAUCCCGCUGCCCAUGAGUGUGGAGGAGUACCGCAUUGCUCAGCUCUACAUGAUUCAGAAAAAGAGUCGAGAUGAGACGAGCGGCGAGGGCAGCGGAGUGGAGAUCUUGGAAAACCGGCCAUAUGAGGAUGGCCCGGGGGGCAGGGGCCAGUACACGCACAAGCUCUACCACAUCGGCAUGCACAUCCCUGGCUGGUUCCGCGCCAUCCUGCCCAAGGCCGCGCUGCGGGUAGAGGAGCAGUCGUGGAACGCUUACCCCUACACACGCACACGGUACACGUGCCCUUUUGUGGAGAAGUUUUCAAUCGACAUCGAAACGCACUACCAGCAGGACGGCGGAGACCAGCUGAACGUGUUCAACCUUGGCGCUGCAGAGAAGCGCCAGUGCAGCGUCGACACAAUAGACAUCGUGCGGGACCCGAUGGCCCCCCACGAGUAUGUGGUGGACGAGGACCCGCGCGUCUACCGCUCGGAGCGCACAGGCCGCGGGCCUCUCGGGGACGACUGGGCUUCCCUGAAUCCCAGCCCCAUCAUGUGCGCGUACAAGCUGUGCAAGGUGGAGUUUCGCUACUGGGGCAUGCAGUCCAAGAUCGAGCGCUUCAUCCACGACGUGGGCCUGCGAAAGGUGAUGGUGCGGGCUCACCGCCAGGCGUGGUGCUGGCAGGACGAGUGGUACGGCCUCACCAUCGCCGACAUCCGCCGCCUGGAGCGCGAGACGCAGCUGGCGCUGGCCCAGAAGAUGGCGCAGUACAGCGAGGGGGAGGGGGAGAAGCCGAGCACGGGGUCCCCCCCCCCUGAGCGGACCGAGGAGGGGGCCCUGACCCCCCCUGGCGAAUCUGACAAGAGGACCCAGCGAGCGCUCACCAAGCAGUGGUCGUCCUCGUCCCGCUCCUCGCGCUCUUCAAAGCGAGGGGGCAGUCCAUCCAGCCAGAGCCUGUGCGAGUGGAGGAUGCAGAGUAUCGCGCGGGAGUCUGAAGACAGUUCAGAAGAGGAGUUCUUCGAUGCUCAAGAGGACCUGUCGGAUGUAGAGGGGGAAGGGGAGCCAUUCCUUCCUGCCGAGAUCAGCAAAUGGAGCUCAACGGAACUCAUGGACUUGAUGGAGGCCACCGUGCAGCGCGAUCAGGACUCUGGGACGGUUCUAUUUGGAAGCGGCAUGGAGCUGCCCGAGUACAGCACGCAGAGCAGCAUGGAGGGGGCGGAGGAGGAGCCAGAGGACACCGACACCGGCGUGCAGGCGGCCGUGGCGCCGCAAUGCAAGGUGCAUAUGCUGGUGCUGCUGCUUCACGGCGGCACCAUCCUAGACGGCGGCGGCGGGGACCCGUCCUCUAAGCAGGCCGACCUCAACACCUUCUGGGCCGUGUUCGACACGGUGAUGCGUGCGCACUUCCCGGCCGCGCUGGGGCACGUCGCCAUCCGACUGGUGCCCUGCCCGCCGGUGUGCGCCGAGGCCUUCUCCCUCGUGUCCAAGUGCGUGGGCCUGAGCCCGUACAGCUGCGAGGAGGGCGGCCUCUCCUCCAGCCAGGAGCACGUGCCGCUGGCUGCGCUCCCUCUGCUGGCCACGUCGUCCCCCGGGUACCAGGAGGCCGUGGCGGCCGUCAUUGCGCGUGCCAACCAGGCCCACGCCGACUUCCUGCGCUGCCCUGAGGGCAAUGCCUUCAACGGGCGGGUGUGUCUCAUCGGCGACUGUGUUGGCGGGGUCCUGGGGUUUGACGCGCUGUGCACGAGCGCAACGGCCGUCUCGGAGAGCCAGAGCAGCAGCCGCCGAGGCAGCCUCAUGAGCGUGCAGGACACGGAUCUCCUGUCCCCUGGGAUCGUCGUAAACAGCGUGGGAGGGGGGGGCAGUGGGGGGCCCGGGGCACGCCCCGGGGGGGGUGGUGGGGGCCAGGGAGCCGGGCUGGGCCUGGGCUGCAGCCGUCACCUGAGCAAGAGCAACAUCGACAUCCCGCACAGCAGCCUGGACAGCCCAAAACACGCACUGCCCCGCAAGCGCAGCGACUCCUCCACCUACGAGCCGGACACUAUCCGCCAGCACCACGCCUUCCUGUCCAGCCUGCAGGCGAGUGUGCUGCUGCGCGGCAGCGGGAGCGACGCGGUGUCGCGCCGAUCCUCCAGCUCCACCAUGCUGGACGGACACGCGAGCAAACUCGACUUUGACGUUUCUGACUUCUUUACGUUUGGCUCCCCCCUGGGCCUGGUGCUGGCGCUGCGCCGCACCGUGCUGCCAGGCCUCGAUGUGUCUGCGCUGAGGCCGGCGUGCCAGCAGGUGUUCAACCUGUUUCACCCCGCCGAUCCGUCCGCGUGCCGCCUUGAGCCCCUCCUGGAGCGGCGCUUUCACCGUAUUGCCCCGUUUGCCGUGGCGCGCUACCAGCGCUUCCCGCUAGGCGAUGGCAAGACCGCCACACUCGCCGACACGCUGCAGUCGAAUUCAUCUCUCUUCGUGGAGAGCGCGUUCGCCGCUUUCCGCCCCCAGGAGGCAGUGGUCUGCCUCCCCGUGCCUAGCUGGCCCGACCUCGCCUUUGACACAAUCCAGUGCAACGCGCCGGUGUUUGGCGAAGCAGGGGCAGUGGCGUCGCACGGUGGUUCCGGCGGGAGCGGUAGCAUCCGCGUGUGCGCGAGGCGUGGGAGCGAGGUCAGCAUCGCCAGCCAAGUGUCGGGUCUGGCAGACAGCGUCACUGCGUGCAAUAUCGCCAAUGUCACGGCGCGCUGGUGGGGCACCAAGCGCCUUGACUUCGCCCUCUACUGUCCUGACGCGCUCACCGCCUUUCCCACCAUGGCCCUGCCACAUCUGUUCCACGCCAGCUACUGGGAGUCCACAGACGUCGUGGCGUUCAUCCUACGGCAGAUCGUGCGCCAUGAGAGCGGGGGUGUCCUGGAGCAGGAUGGGCGAGAGACGUCAGCCUUCAGUCCGAGUCAACCAAGAGAGAAGUGGCUCCGUCGACGCACGCACGUAAAGCUGCGGAAUGUGACGGCGAAUCACCGAGCGAGCGACGUGCUGGUGGUGGAGGACGGUCCGCAGCUCCUGGCUGGACGGUUCAUGUACGGCCCACUUGAUAUGGUGACGCUCACCGGAGAGAAGGUUGAUGUUCACAUAAUGACUCAGCCGCCCGCUGGCGAGUGGGUGCAUUUUGACACGGAGGUGACGAACAGCAGCGGCCGGAUAAAUUAUUUGAUUCCAGAAUCGAGGCGAUUAGGAAUCGGCAUGUACCCGGUCAAGAUGGUCGUUAGGGGAGACCACACCUUUGCUGACUGCUACCUGACAGUGCUGCCACGUGGCACGGAGUGCGUGGUGUUCAGCAUCGAUGGCUCCUUUGCGGCCAGCGUCUCCAUCAUGGGCAGCGACCCCAAAGUGCGCGCCGGCGCCGUCGACGUUGUCAGGCACUGGCAAGACCUGGGCUACCUCAUAGUUUAUGUGACCGGCCGGCCUGACAUGCAAAAGCAGCGCGUUGUGGCCUGGUUGGCACAGCACAACUUCCCACACGGACUGGUGUCGUUCUGCGAUGGCCUGGUGCACGACCCUCUAAGGCACAAGGCCAACUUCCUGCGAUCGCUCAUGAUGGAGAAGCAUGUGCGUGUGCACGCUGCCUAUGGAUCAACCAAGGACAUUGCCGUGUACAGCGCUCUGAACCUGGCCCCAAACCAGAUCUACAUUGUGGGCCGCCCCACCAAGAAAUACCAGCACCUAUGUCAGUUCCUCGCCGACGGAUAUGCAGCGCACCUGGCACAGCUGGAAUACCACCACCGCUCGCGGCCAGCCAAGAGCAACGCGCGCAUGGUGCUGCGCAAGGGCAGCUUCGGGUUGCCAGGCCAGUGCGACGCCUUUAGAAAGCGUGGUCACCUGCGCCGAGCCGUAUCUGUUCACCAGGCCGCUGGGGUUGGCGGGGUCGCCGGACCCGUGGUGCCGGGAGUGCCGGCAAUCCCGGGGGCUGGGAAGGCGCCACCCGAACGCGCGCUGAGCCAGAGCGAGCCGGAGCGAGAACAGAAGGAGCGCGUGACGGCACGGAGCAUGAGCAUCGUGGCCGCGGGUUGCUGGAGCAAAUCGUCCGGACCUGCAGGGAGCGGCACAGGACCACCGGGGGCGGCCGGAGGGCCCAGGCUGGAGAGCAGCGUUUAAGCAGGGGAAUACAUGGUGAACGGAUGGGCUGGGGAGCCGUGGAGGUAUAUCAGUAGAUCUGUGCUGCUGUGAUGCAGGUAAAUGAGUGCUUUUGUCGCAUGGAUAGGAGCCAAAAUCACAAAGCAUAGAAACCACUUUAUUGUCUUUAAGUUGGGCUGGAAGCACGUUGCACUGGGAACAUUUAAAUUGAACUGUGGUAGUAGAAUGCUACUCACGCAUGGUGUUUUGCAGAACUUGAUGUCUGCAAUGGAUCCGUCGCUCUUACACAGCAGUACAUUCCUCUCUGUGACCGUGACCACUAACGAUGUCAUGUUAGCACGACAAACUCGUGACAUUACAAAUUUAUUUAUGGUUUAUAUACAAUCUUUUUUAAAGCCAGUACAUUGAAGGAUUCAGAAACGUGCGUGGAGAAUGAAGGUUUUUAGACUCAUGGAGCCUCGUUACAUGGACUCAGAAGACACGCGGUACCAUGGAGCCAGCCCAGUGGCACUGUGGGGGCAGAGUGGGGGAAGGAGGGAGUGGUGGGUCACUGUCGCAUGUUGCCGUGAUGAUGAUCUGCUGCCUGGGAGGAGGUGUUGGGGCGGUCUCUCUCGUGAAAUAGUCCCCGGUUAGAAGUCCAGUACUGUUUUCAAUAACUAUAUUCUGAUGUCCAAUGAGAGUAAAAGUGAAUUAGUCAUGCUUCUUGCGCGAGUUCUAUCUCUUGUGUUUGAAUAUUUGAUGACAGCUGAAAGUAUUUACGCGACGCUGCCAGUCCCUCGUGAUGAUGUCGCAAAACUCCGAGUCUUUAAAUAUGGGAGAUGGUUUUGGUGUUGGGAGAAAAACAAUCGAGUUCACUUGGCGUUGCAUCUUCAAGGUCACCCCAAAGGAACAAGUUGGCUUGGUGUGUAUAGUUCGUGUCUGCACUCGGUAGACUCAUUUGGCAGAAUACGUGAAUGUGGACGUGAACUGAUUUUUGGAUAGAACAGAGAUGCAAAACUAUGUGGCUACCGGUGUACGAGACCGCAAAGUUAAUGGUAAACAUCAAGAGUAAUUUCCCAACACCAUAUACUACAGCCUACAUGUUAUACAUACUAUAUAUAUGUGUGUGAGAUUAUAUAUAGUAACCCGUAUAAGCGCGUACGUGUACAGUUUAUGCGCUUCAACCUCUUAACGAACGAUUCUGGGCAGCCCGAUCACCUGGAUCCAAUUUGCAUGGCACCUGCAGGAGCAUACCUCGUAUGGGGUAAUGACGGGUUUGACAUUUUUAAAGUUUUAUAUCAUAUAAUCUCCGUUUUAUAUUAUUAUUGUCACUAAUGUCAUUAUGUUGCAUCAAUACCAUGGUUUGCGUAAAGUAUAAUUGUAUAUACGCGUAGUGUGCACGGUGCAGCGGGGCGAGCGCCAGGGUGCGGCGGCCACUGCCGUCCAGACUCCUGCCCAGGACCCUGCACGCGGUCGCGAGCCAUCGGCGCUCGACGCCGCCCGUGCCGUUGCCGCUCGAUCGGCCCUCUCGGCGUGCGUGAAGGAGGACGUGGCCAGGUCACAGUGUGCACGAGAAUGGGCCCCGGUGUGCACUCAUGUCGUGACUUAAUUUAAAAAUAUCUGCAUCUCUUAAGUUAACUACUGUGUAAUGAGCAUGACCUGCUCCGAGUCAAGGUGAUGUUUCCCAAAAGCUCAUAUUCACGCGUACUCGUUAAAACACAGUCACUACUCGUUUUGGGUUUUUUUUUUAAAUACAGUAAAAUGGAAAUGUUUGGUUGACGCGUAUUCACUUUCUGCACGUUGCCAAAAAAUGUUGCCCAUUACAGCAAAGCAGCCAGUGCAGUUGCUGCACGUAUUGCGUUCACGAAUUGACGACAAUUGUGUCAUUCUCUGUCUGCAAGAGCAUGAGAAAAAAAUAUCCUGCAUUUUUUUGCAAUGAAAAUGCCUCGUCACGUUUGUAGAAUAAAAAUACACGAUUGUGUAAAAACGGUGAUAAAUUGGAGCCUUUAUCUUAACCAGUCAAAUUAUGGUCAAAAUGUGUAAAAUCUAAACUACCAAAAAUGGUCACCAUACAUUUAGGCAGGUCUGGGCAUAUGCAGUGUGUCGUGUGUACACAUGCAACACUACUGGGGUGCACGGUGGAGACGUCCCUUUUUGUGUCAUGUGGCCACACGACUCAUCGCUGAGCGUCUGAACAAAAAUAAUCUCCUGCCAAUGGUGGCAGCUGGCAUUGUAACCGCCGAGUCCGGUUCGAGCCAUGGGACAGAUGGCAAUGCGACAGAAACAGGUGGGGAGCCCAGCCGUGUUCUUCAUGGCAAAAGAUGGAAUUGUUCCAUUCUGCAACUGCCUCGUGUGGAAACCGAUUACCUUGGUGCGUUCUGUUUUCUAGUCCACCCACCCCACUAGUGGUUAUUUAUUAUGCUGCUGUCAUCUUGUGAGUUGUGUGUAAAAUGUCAGGCUUCGUCGUAUUGAAUUUGCCAAAUAACACUCCAUGAGGAAAUGGUGACCAUCAGCGCAGUCUGAUGCCCAACAAUAGCCAUUGGAGAGAUGUUAUUUAGCUCAGGGUGCAAAUACCUUGACGGGAAACGUGUUCUAUCGUCGACCACUUGCUCUUUCAUUGCCGCUGCUUUCUGGAAACGCGUCGCGAUGGUCGUCUUCUGGCUCAUCGUCCUGACAUUCCUCCUCUGUAUGUUAGCAUUCAUUGCGUCAAUGUUUAUGCAGUUUCAGUUGCAAUGGUAAAUAUUGAGGGACAAUACUCUUAAAAGUAUCCCAGUUCCAGCAUGUGUGUGUGGAUGUGUUUGUUAGGGCAGUAUUAUUUCAGGUUCCUCACCAAGGCCGCCGCAGUCGGCUUUCUUCUUGUCAGCAAUGUGCAAUAGUAGCCCGGUUUGGGCGGUACAGACGCAUUCGCCUGUUGGGAUCUUUGUGCCCUCCGGAUGCAUCUGCAAUGAUUACAAAUUGGAUGUUAUUGAAUGGCUCUGCACACCUGACCAUAUUUUAUAUUUGAUUGCUCGUGAUGGUUUGAAAGUUAUUAUAUAUUAAGUGUUUAUUUUUCAUACCCGACAACCCCUCUGAGCAACACGGGCCUGACUGUCCCGUGUAAACCCGUGAAGGUUCAUUGGACACUUUUGCUCUUAUGUAAACUGACGAAAGGGAAUUCCUAUGCUACUGAGUAAAGCUAGUUCUUGUUGUCUCGGCAACUAUAGCAUAAGCAACUGUAUAUCCUGCAGAGGUAUAUUUUAAUAGUUUUGUAUGUUAUGCAUGCCCCAUGUUAAUUUACUGUCAAAUGAUGUUUUAAAAAGUCACGUGUUGAUGAUGAACGUUCACAAUGCUGAGGGUGGUGGAGGCCGGGAGCGGAACAGGUCUGGAUCUGACCUGCGUGGAAGUGACAUCUCGGUGAACUCCACCUGUCGGCAUUGGCGAUUUCCCUGGUUUGUCGAACCGUAGUACUUAAGAGUGCUCAUGCGACGUAGUAACAUUUUGUUUGAUACCCUUAUGCAAGCCAUUAGUGGAGUGCUGAUCGUGCAUGUGCAAGUGCCCUGACGCCAUGGGCAGGUUUACCCACUGGCCAGCACAUGCCGGCAUGUCAACCUUGUUGGGCGGUGUGGCCGCCACACUUGUGUGUGUAAAUAUCGCUUACACUAUUUAAUGCUGCAUUAAAUGUCAUGUGGUCAACGA